AGAUUUGCGCAAUUAUCGCGAGAUUUCAUUGACAGGCUUGUACGGGUCGACGACGCUCUUGUUCCCAACAGCGCAUUGUUUUUUGCCUUAUUGAAACUGCGAAAGUUGGAUGCUUAUUUAAUUUAUACAUCAUUCAUAACCAUACAGAGAUGUCGGAGGAUUUAGUGAAGCAGCUCGGCAGCUACAAAGCUCAGCUACAGCAGGUUGAAGUUGCCUUGUCCACCGACCAAGAAAAUGAGGAUCUCCUCAAGCUACAGAAAGACUUGCAGGAAGUCAUUGACCUGACCAAGGACCUCUUGGCCUCGCAGCCUGCAGACGCCACCCCCACUGCCAAUGGCGCCGCUCCGGCACCCAUCAGGCACAUCUGGAAAGUGGGAGACAAGUGUUUGUCCGUGUGGAGUCAGGAUGGACAGGUGUAUGAGGCCGAGAUCGAGGAGAUCGACCACGAGAACAGCACAGCCGCUGUCACCUUCACUGGCUACGGCAACGCUGAAAUCAUCCCCCUGCAGAACCUCAAAGCGGUGGAGGACCGCAGGCGUCUCGAAGACGACCUCGGCUUGUCCAGGAACAAAUCAAGAAAGGAGCAGAUCGCCGAGCAGCGAGAAUACAAAAAGAAGAAAGCCCAGAAAAAGGUGCUGAGGAUGAAGGAAUUAGAGCAGGAGCGAGAGGACCAAAAGUCCAAGUGGCAACAGUUCAACAACAAAGCUUACUCAAAGAACAAGAAAGGACAGGUGAAGAGAAGCAUAUUUGCAUCUCCAGAAAGCGUCAACGGGAAAGUUGGGGUGGGCACGUGUGGCAUCGCAGACAAGCCCAUGACGCAGUACAACGACACGUCCAAAUACAACGUCAGGCAUUUAAUGCCACAGUGACCCGGCAUCUCCUGUAAAUACUCACCCCCCCCCACCCAUGUUGUAUACUGAAUAUUACAGUGUUGUUCAUUUUGUGUGACAUGAAUGAAAGAAAGUUGGAGUUACAUAUACGUGUCGGAAUUGAAGCCUUGAUGCUUUUUUUUUUUUUUAAUGUCGUACAGGUAGAAGAAAAGCUGUCCAAAUUAGACAGGAAGCCACCCUGCUUUGUAAUCGCGUCACUUGCUAUGUACCAACCGGAAGUUAGCUGCUUGUGCCCUAAUUCCACACACGGUGCUGUGGCUCAAGCUCAACACUUCUAAGAAUUGCUCCGUAAGUGUCGGGCUGUAUUUUUUGUUUUUCCUUUUCGUUUCGAGUAAGAACAUCAAAAACAGCUUCGAUGAUCUUUUGAUUUCUGUAAUUUAUAAAAGUCAAAUAAACAUCCGUUUGUUGAGUUUUAUAAA
Molecule: messenger RNA, 1309 nt
Organism: Syngnathus acus (greater pipefish)
Lineage: Eukaryota; Metazoa; Chordata; Actinopteri; Syngnathiformes; Syngnathidae
Gene: smndc1
Product: survival motor neuron domain containing 1
Exons: 6
Coding region: 150-869 (239 amino acids)
Biological process (GO): regulation of alternative mRNA splicing, via spliceosome; mRNA processing
Cellular component (GO): nucleus; precatalytic spliceosome; cytoplasm
Molecular function (GO): RNA binding
Source: RefSeq, a predicted model, not a curated record